AUGGCUACUCGGAGCUCGAUUACUCUCCAAACCCUCCGGGACAGCUCCCAGGAAAUACCCACGCGAACAGAAUCCACGAUCGAAAAACCAAACUCACCAUUCCAGAGUGACUUUCCCGAAGGUGGUAAACACGCCUGGCUCACCGUGGCCGGUGCGUCGGCUUGUCUGUUUGUAUCCUUCGGAUGGGUCAACUGUGUGGGUAUUUUCCAGGAGUACUACCAGACGCAUCAGUUGAAGGAGUAUACUGCCUCUGAGAUUGCGUGGAUUCCAUCAUUACAGGUCUUCUUCAUGAUAUUCAGUGGCUUGUUCGUGGGAAAAAUUUACGACGAUUACGGUCCACGCCCCCUGCUCCUGGCAGGAACUUUUUUCCACGUCUUCGGCUUGAUGAUGGCCAGCCUGGCAAAGACAUACUACCAAAUCCUUCUCAGCCAGGCUUUCUGUUCUGCCAUUGGUGCGUCGAUGGUAUUCUACCCAUCGUUCACGACUGUCUCAACAUGGUUCCUCGCCAAACGAGGCGCAGCCAUGGGCCUAGUCGUAUCUGGCUCCUCUCUCGGCGGCGUCAUCUUCCCCAUCAUGCUGAUCCACCUCAUUCCGGAAGUGGGCUUCGCCUGGUCUAUGAGGAUUUGCGCAUUCCUUAUUUUGGCUUUACUGGCUUUUGCGAAUGCGACGAUGCGAUCGCGCGUUCCGCCUACCAAGCGGCCAUUUGAGGUUAUGGCGUUGCUGCGGCCGUUUAAGGAGCCGACUUUUCUCUUGUUGACUGCUGCUGUUUUCUUCUUCUAUUGGGGGAUGUUCAUUCCCAUUACAUUCAUUGUCGAACACGCUCUGUCCCACGGCAUGUCGCUGCAUUUGGCUAAUUAUCUCGUUCCUAUCCUCAACGGCGCAAGCAUCUUCGGCCGAACAGUCCCCAACGCCCUCGCUGACAAAGUCGGCCACUUCAACGUAAUGAUCGUCAUGAGCGGCUUCACAGCAAUCCUCAUCCUAGCCCUCUGGCUCCCAGCCACAGGCAACGCCGCCAUCAUCAUCUUCGCCGCGCUUUUUGGGAUCGGCUCCGGAGCCGGUGUAGGACUAACUCCCGCAUUGUGCGCGAAGAUCUCGCCUUUGCCUGAGAUUGGUACGCGUACGGGUGCUGCCUUUUCUAUCUCGGCGAUUGCGGCGUUGACUGGUUCACCUAUUGGUGGGAAGUUGGUUGCGGAUGAGCACGGCUCGUUCAAGUAUGCUAUUGUCUUUGGGGGUGUGUCUUGUGCGAUUGGGUGUAUGUUGUUUAUUGCGACGAGGGCUUCGUUGGUUGGGAUGAAGAUGGCUAAGAUGUGA
This is a messenger RNA of Penicillium argentinense, 1311 nucleotides long. Its product is annotated as MCT family MFS transporter. Gene Ontology annotation, molecular function: transmembrane transporter activity. Lineage: Eukaryota; Fungi; Ascomycota; Eurotiomycetes; Eurotiales; Aspergillaceae. Bases 1 to 1311 code for a protein of 436 amino acids. Gene Ontology annotation, biological process: transmembrane transport. The transcript has 5 exons. Gene Ontology annotation, cellular component: fungal-type vacuole membrane. The record is from RefSeq and is a predicted model, not a curated record.